Brenthis ino (lesser marbled fritillary) is the source of this 7221-nucleotide messenger RNA. Lineage: Eukaryota; Metazoa; Arthropoda; Insecta; Lepidoptera; Nymphalidae. The record is from the annotation of a GenBank genome assembly.
AUGCAUCAUUUGUAUCCCUUGGCGAAGGGUGAUCCCAUGUGCCCUCUGGGCUUCCACCCGCAAGUACGAUGGCCCACGCGCUGCAAGCGUUGUUUCCGCGACUACAAGGAACAUGGCGGUAGGAAAAAGGAAGAUGAUUUUACUGCAUCUACACCGAGCCUCUCCUCAUGGAACUCGCCAUCAUCACGGGGACGUGAUGAUGAUAGUGGUGUAGAAGCGGAGAAAGUCACACGUGGCUGGGCUUCAAGUUCGAACCUCAGCACCAUAGACCCUUCCAAGAAAGACGCCAUCUCCACAGGGUUUAGUAAAACCAUAUCGUGGACGUCGACGCCGGACUUGGGAGCUAAUGAAAAUGAUACAACAACUGCCGUCACAAUCAGCCUCAAAUUACCCAAGCGAAGAUCUACGGGGCCAUUACCUUCUAUAGACACAGGGCAAAACACAGAAACCGUGACAGUGCGUCGACCAUCACCGUCUCCUCCGCCACCGCCGUCCACUACGGCACAAAUAACGAUCAACAAAAAUGAUUCACUCGCCGAACGAGUGCGAAAGAUGCAGUUAAUUAAGGGAAAAAGUUUUGAUAAAGAGUCGAGCGUUGAAAAAGAAAGAGAAAAGAGGAGUACGUCCAGAAGUAAAGAAGAAGAAAAACCAACUAGACAAAAAGAAGAAAGGAGUUUUGUAAAAGAGGAUGUCAAUUUUAUGACGCAAGUAAAGAGCACUCGAAAUAGUACAAAUACUAAACCACCCAUACGAGGUGGUCCAACUCGUGAAAAAGAAGAAGCAUCGGAUGACGAAGAAGGCAGUACUGCUGGCACUGUUACCACCGAUACAGAAACUACUCUUAUAGAUCCAAAUAUCAAAGAUUACCAGGAUCAAAUUGAAAAUUUAAAACAAGAAGUCGAUUUUCUUAAAAAGCGGUGUGAAAGGGUAGAGAAAGAAAAAAGUGAUAUUUUACUUCGGCGUUUAGCAAAUAUUGACACAACAAACAAAUAUUCAACGGGAAGAUCUUCAGAAGUACUUAAAUUACAACAGAAAGUAAAUGAUCUCACCGCACAAAACGAGGAUUUGAAAGAUGAAAAGAAACAUCUAAAUUUGCGAAUAAGAGAGAUAGAAGCUGACAUAGAAUCACGACCGUCAGUAGAAGCACAAACACGUCAAAUAGAACAGCUACGAGCAAAACUAUUAGCAGCUGAAACACUUUGCGAAGAACUUAUGGAUGAAAAUGAGGACAUGAAGAAGGAAUUACGGGAUCUCGAGGAAGAAAUCGAAGAAAUGCAGGAUAAUUUCAGAGAAGAUCAAGCAGAUGAAUACUCAUCAUUAAGAAGAGAGUUAGAGCAGACUAUAAAGAACUGUAGAGUUCUAUCUUUUAAGUUAAAAAAAACCGAGCGCAAAAAUCAGCAACUUGAACAGGAAAAAGUUGAUCAGGAGAAAAAGCUUCUAGAGAUAGUAGGAGGAGCAGAAGGCCUGCAACGUGAGAACCGUAUAAAGGAGCUUGAGCAAGAGGUUGCACGAUCUAAUGAGGUAGCGCUACGUUUGCAACGAGAGUUGGCUGAAGCUAAUACUAAGCUUUCCGCAGCAUCGGGAGCACCACCUGCCAAUGUUAAAAAGACUCAGCUUACAGACGGAAAAGUAUCGCGAUCUUCGUUAACCCGUGGCGGUAGUCAGGAAGACCCUGCGCAAUUGCUUAGGGAUUUGCAAGAUUCCCUCGAACGGGAGGCUGAUCUAAGAGAACAAUUGCGCAAUGCUGAAGAAGAGGCUAGUCGAUAUCGACGACGCUUCGGAGGCAAACAGAGUCCUCUAGCACCGAAACAUCCUUCGCCAUCAUCGCUUCAUCUUGCUUCCAGCCUUGCUGCCAAUGACGAUGAGACUUUACAUAUUAAACGAAUGUUAGAAAUGCAAUAUAGUUUAGAAAAUAAAUUAUCCUCAUUAGAUAUUACCAACUUAACUAUUGGCAUAAAUCAAACCGUUCAAGCACCCCAAGACUUAGUUGUUUCUUAUUCUGAAAGUUGUCAGACCGAUGCUCUUAUGUUCCACGAUGUAGCAAAUGAUACUAAAAAAAUAACUCUUGAUUCCUGCUUACAAAUCGAUAUUCAAUCGUCAGAAAUGUAUAGCCAAACAGACGUCGCUUUUCCGAAAAAUAAAUAUGUUCAAACAGAUGAUAUAAUGGUCAAUUCUUAUUCACAAACAGAAAAAUUAAGGAACAUUGAUGCUGGAGUGCAAACAAUAAAUAAACAAUUUAGAGAUUCAUGCUUUCAAACCAGUGACACAAACUCUGAACAAACCCAAACUGACGAUAUAAUGUACAAUGAAAAAAGUAUAUUAACUGAUGCUGUAACUGGUUCAGAUGAAAGUAAACUUAUUAAUAAUAAAGAAGGCAAUGUCAAAAAGUCUAGAGAAAAAUCUGUCAGCCCUCCACUAUCCUCUGAUAAAAUUGCAUCAAGCUCUAAAAGUACAAUUCAAUUUCCAUUUGCUUUAUUCAAUCCGUUGGCAGCAAGGGUCCCUUUUGCAAAUAACUUGCGUAAAACUGCAUCAAGAGUUGAGGAUGACAAUGAGUCCUUACUUCUACAGCUGAAGAAAAUGGCUACCAAGGCCAGAAGUCGCAAACUAUCACCAUCUCCUCCUUCUAAUCGAUUGGCUAUUGAGGCUCCUAAUGAAAAGGAUGAAGGUAUUUCAGAUGAAGAAGAUCCAGCAGAGUUGAGGAUAUUACUAGAGCUUAAUGAACAGGAAGCAGCCGUGUUGAGAAAGAAAGUAGAAGACUUAGAACAAGAUAGGGAAUCAUUAAAGAAACAGGUUAAGGAAUUAACAGAUAAAAUUGCUAAUACUAAAACAAAGCCAAAUACUACGUCAACCGUUACUUUGCGCAGAGCAACACCAAAAAAUAAUUUAGCUGAGGAAAAAGUAAAGGUACUUGAGGAUGAAAUAGCUGAAUUAAGAAAGAAACUUAUUGAGAAGGAACGAGAUUGCGAAAGAUUGCACGCAGAAUUAAGCCUAACUCAGAAGAAGCCUAAAGCAUCUCUAAUAAAGAGCAAGUCUUUAGAUGCAACAAGUGACCAGCAAAAUGUGGACUUAAAACGGCAACUUCAAGUAAUAGAACAAGAAGCAAGUGUUUUGAGAGCUAAAACUCAAACAUUAGAAGCCGAUAAUGAGAAAUUACAAGCAGAGAACAAGAAACUUCAAUUGUUGAAAAAUGCAAAAACCUUAAAGACUGAAAAAUCUGUCGAGCUCAAUACUACUAAAGUAACUCAAUUAGAAACUGAACUUAAAGAAGCCUUAGUAAAAAUUAAAGAUUUAGAAAGUAGUAAAGAAGAAAAGUCUGAAAAGAAAGUUAGAUUCGGUGAAUUAAACAAAAAAGAAUCAGAAUCUCUUAAACAAAAACAGGAAGAGCUUGAUAAAUUGAAACUAAACUUUAAUAAGGUUGAAAAAGAAAAAGCUAAGCUUCAAGCAACAUUGAAAGAACUAAAAGAAGACGCCAUAAAAUCUUUCAAAUCUAGAACACCGAAAAAGUUAACUGAUUUAACAACAAAAUUGCAGAUGAAAAAAAUGGUUGAGGAACUAGAAAGUGAAAUUGGUGAAAUGUAUGUUAUUAUGAAGAAUGCAGGAAUAACGUCUCAAGAUAUAAAUGCUAAAGGACAGUUAGAAAAAGAUAUAGAAAAUGCUAAAUCUAAAUUAAUAAAAAGUGAAACAGAUUUUACAAACGAAAAGAAUCGUUUACAAAGUGAAAUAGCUAAAUUAAAGGACAUAAAUACUAAACUAGAAUUAGAAAAAAAAUCAAUAUCAGAGAAAUGCAAAACUUUGGAAACUGAUAAUAAUAAUACAAUUACUGAAUGUAACUCACUAAAAGAAGAAAAGAAAAACCUAGAAACUCAAAUUGCUAAACUCAAUUCUGAUUUCAAAAAGAACAAUACGCAACAAACUGCUAUGUCUGACUGUAUGAAAAAAAUUGAGGACCUCAAAAAGGAAAUGGAUUCUAAAGAUAAAGAAAUAGAUAAAUUAAAGAAACAAAUAGAAAAUAUUAAUAAAUUAGAACAAGAUAAAAAUAAACUGCUCAAAGAAGUUGGAGACAAAACUAAGAAGUUAAAUGAACUUGAGAAAAAAUUAAAAGAAGCAGAAGACAAAUGUAAGCGAACAGAAAAAUUACUAGCUACACGUAAAGACCGCGUCGCUAAAUUGGAAAAAGAGCUAUCAGAAGAAAAGGAACAAUCAGAAGCACUAGCAACCGCAAAGAGAAGAAUUUCUGUUGAUCUCACUACAGAAAAAGAUGGAAUUCAAUCUAAAUUAUUUAAAACUGAAAGCAAAUUAAUUACUUUAGAAACAGAUUUAAAAGAAAUGAAAGCAGAGUAUGAAAAUAAAAUUACUAACUUGGAAUCAACUAUAUCUGCAAAAGAUAUUCAUAUAAAACAACUGGAGGAUGCACUGAGGGAAACUUCUAAUCAAAAAUAUGAUGAAGCAUUAUCAACGGUGGAAAUAGCUCAAUUAAAAGAUAAAUAUGAAAAAGCUUCUAAAGAACUUAAAGAGAAAGAACAAGAUUUAUCGACAGCUAAAAAAGAGCUCAACAAUACUGAAAAAGAUUUAUCAACUACGCAAUCAGAAGUUGCCAACCUAAAAUCUAGUAUAGCGAAAUUUGAAUCGGAAAAGAAAGACCUUGAAAACAAAUUACAAUCGGAGAAAAAAGAGUCCAAUUAUUGGGAGUAUAAAGCGUCUGAACUGGAUACUGAUUUGCAAGCAGAAAGAAAAAAAUUCGAUCGUAUGCGAGCUAAUCAUGACAAAGACAUUAAAAAUAAAGAAGCAGAAUUGGCAACGCUUAAAGGUAAAUUAAAAGUCUUAGAACAAAGCACUGGAGCUGGCGCCAAAAGAUUGUCAGAACUUAAACAAGAGUACGAAGAAUCAGUUAAAAAACUAGAGCAUUCAUUAGCAGUUGAAAAAGCAGAAUAUGAAGAGUUAACUGGCAAAUAUGAAAUGUUAGAAGAAGAACAUGUAGUAACAAAAGCUCGCCUUACUGUUGAGAAGGAGAAAGCACAAGGCGAAUUACUAGUUAUUCAGAAACAACUAAAUAGUACUUUGGAAGAAUUAAAAGCUGUACAAGAUACCUAUGAAAGUCAACUAUCUGAAUGGAACAAAGAAAAAACUGAUUUACAGAAAGAGAUAUCAUCUCUCCAAGAAAGGUUAUGUGGUGGCGGUUGGGAGGUCGAGCGAGCAAGACUAACAGCUCGACUGGAACAGCAUGAACGUGACCUUCGCUCAGCCAAAGACGCACAUAAUGUACUAUCACAUCAUCAUGAGGUCACUAAGAAAGAAUUGGAAGAAGCUAAGAAGAAACUUGAAGACUAUGAAAGGGUUACAAAAGUCCAGAGGACUUUGAAGACAGAUAAUGCUGAACUGGAAAGAGAACUAUCAGCGCUUAAUACUCGCCUUGAACAAGCAGAUAAGGCAAGGAAGAACGAAAUUGCCGAAACUAAAUCACGUUACGAAGCUCAAAUGAAUACAAUGCGUGAUGAACUGAAGUCAUUGCACAAUCAAGUAUCAAGAUUUAGAAGGGAGCGUGACAAUUAUAAGCAAAUGUUGGAAUCAGCGCAAAAAUCGGCAGCAGAUGUUAAGAAUGGCGAAAAACGAACACAACGCAAUUCAAUAUCAAGUACUGAUGAGGAAGAAUAUCGCAAUAAAGUGGCAAUACUGGAGCAACAGUUAGCCUGUACUGAAGAUGAGCUGUGCGAAGCUCGAUUGUUAGCCUCCAAACUCAACACUGAACUCAUUAGUGAACGUUCUUCUGCUGAAGUACGCUUGGCUGAAAUGCAAUCACGACUAAACGAAUACGAGGAGGAGAGAUUGUUAUCGUCAGGAAGGGCACGAGUCGCUGGCUUGGCGACGCGCAUGGAGUUGGCGUGGCACAAAGAGCGCGAUGAACAGCAACGCUUGCUGCACGAGACGUCCACGUUAGCUAGGGACUUGAGACAGACACUAUUCGAGUUAGAAAGAGAACGAGAAAAGGAAAGAUUAGAUAUGAAGAGAAGAAUAGAACAAUUAAAGAGGACCACAGAAGAAGAAACAGAAGAAGCAAAGAAAAAGGUGUCAGAAUUACAAUGUGAUUUAUUAGAAUUACGUGAUGCACACGCAAAACUACGUACUGCUAAUGAAAAAUUACGACGCGAUAAGGAGCGCCACGAUCGCGACCGGGACCAAAACAAACUUUUGGUCGCGUCUCUAAAACGCGCCCAACAGGAGGACGAUAGAGUAAUUACACAACUGGUAGAAACUAUCGACGAUCUAAUGAAGCAAAGUCCCGAUUUGUUCAGAGAGCCGACUGUCAAACCCGAGAAGAGUUUGAUGACCCCAACUCCUCCGAGAAGAAAUAGGUCAUCAAAAUCCCGGUCGCGUUCAGCAACACCUGAUAAUAUGGAGGCGCGGACCGCGAGCGAUGCGGCAAACACGGCGGCGCGCUUGCGACGACUCACAGACGAGUUACGUGCAUCGCGCAUUGCGGAGCGGCAGCGACGACAGCAAGCUAGCACAGCUAGACGGGCAAUGUCGACUGAACCACGUGACACGCUAUCAGUCACUCCGGCUUCUCGAACUCCAUCACGCGCGCCCUCUCUUAAGAAACGCUCCGUGUCGUUAGAACAAACUACUAAGGAACAGAGUGCGAUAUGGAAGUCAGUGGACGGCAGCAGCAUGUCUUCAUUAGACGGUGACGCAGACAUGCGAUCGUUUACUAUGCAACAACGUGAUGCAAGUUUAGAUAGUCGGUUAUCUGGUGGAUCAGCUCAAAGUGAUGUACUGCCAUCGGACAAAAAGAAGAAAAAGAAGGGAUUGUUCGGUAAACUGAAAGAGUUCACCAAAUCCCGCUCUAUCGAUGAUCACGUUGGUUCUGACGUUGCCGAUUUCAGGCCAAUAGGCACUGUUUCGCAAGGAUCGGACUCUGAUAUGAGUGCAGCGGGAAGCGCCGCGGGCAGCAAGCGGGACCUGCGUGGACGAUUGUCCGGCAUGUUUAGCAGAAAGGGACAACUGAGCCGCACAAAUAGUAAGGAGCAAAGCCCCGAGCGGUCCGGCAGCGCGGCCGGCAGCGCGGCCGGCAGCAACGCCGGCAGCGCGACCAGCAUCUCGCCUGCCACUAAGCCGAUACUGCGCAACGCGAGCGCUACUACUCUUUCACGAGCUACCACUAAGACCGUGGAAUCCCCUGCGAGGGCCGCGAGCGCAACUCCCGGCGCGAAGAGGAAAGGGAAA